Diabrotica balteata is the source of this 2759-nucleotide messenger RNA. NCBI's taxonomy places the organism in Eukaryota, Metazoa, Arthropoda, Insecta, Coleoptera, Chrysomelidae. The record is from the annotation of a GenBank genome assembly.
CUAUACUAUAAAUAACCUAUUAACGUAUUGUUUUUUUGUUUACAGGAAUAUCCCAGUUGGCCCAAUGCGGACAACUAGGAGAAUUACCGGAACUUCCAGCACCGGAUGAGCAACGUCUUCAGAGAGCGGCGCUCGUUCUUCAACAGAGAUUAGUUCUUCGACAGUGGCUUUACAAAUACAACUUGCAUUCUUACUAUCCUAAGUUGCUGCCUGUAGAAGUAACCUCUCUGGAAGACGUUUAUUGGCUGGAAGAUAACAAGGCUAAACAGGUGUUUACCAAAGAUUUUCCCCGUUGGUCGUCGGCAAGACAGUCUUUACCAAUCUCCAAACAGCGAUUGGAAGUCCUUAAGGCAGAUCUGUGGUCUGAAGUCGUUAAGAGUAGUCAUCAUCAAGACGCCUGGACAUGGGGAGGAAUGUUGGUGGUAUCUGUAUCAGUCGCCGGCUUGGUCACAUUGGCCGCUAUGACUCAACCUUCCUUAGCACCAGAAGCAAAGCAUUCCUUACUUCAAUAUGUUACUGGAAAAUAUUUGUUACCGUCGAAUUGUAAGGUAAAUUUUCAAUGGUCGUGUCAUCACCCAGUGGGCCAAACAGUUUGUUUUACUGUGCAAUUCUACCAACGUAACGGACAGCCUUAUCCAAUCUGUGAUACUGAUAAUUUUACUGUUGAUAUUCGUGGAGGUGCACGAAAGCUAGCCGUUAUUACAGAAUUAGGAUCUCCAACAGACCCUAACAGCGCCAACGUGGCAAAAGUGAAAUUUACCGUCCGUCACGCUGGCCAGUACCGUAUUUCGGUAAUGGUAGGUACCCAGCACGUCGCCGGUAGUCCCUUUACAACGAUUUUCGUCGCUGGGCCAGCGUUUGCACAAAGGACCAUGGUUGUGAGGCAUUGUAGCACCGUAGUUUGUACUGCUAAUGUCGCCCAUCUACUGUACAUCGAACCCAGAGAUGAAUAUAGCAAUAUAUGUCGGUAUGCGUCAGGUGAUAAUCCUACAGAGGGUUAUACAAUUGAUAUAAUGCAAUUAGGAACUCAAUCACAGGAAAACGAAUUAGAAAUAGAUAAAGAAAAUUUUACGACUAGCUUAGAUUACGAUUGGGAAAGUCAACGAGUUAGCGUACAACUAAAAUUUAUAAGGGAGGGUUGCUAUCACGCCACCAUCUACUACCAUGGCUCUGAAUUGCAUAAUGGAGACUUUGAUAUUAUUGUGUUAAAUAGUAUAGAUUCUACUCUAGUCCAUAGAAACGUUGCUUCGAAAAACCAUAAUAUUUGUUAUGACGCAAAACUAGUCGGAAUUAACGGGGAAAGGAUACCCAAACCAAAGAAGAUCUUGUGUUAUGUAUCGCCCAAGCAACUUAUUAUUAAAGAACUUAUUUUGAAGUUUAUACCAAAGAGACUGUUCACUUUUAGAUUAUGUCCAUCGACUAAGUUCAAUUUCCAUGCAGACACAUUGAAAUUUAGCGAAUUUUACUCUUCAUCGUUUACCGUAGACGACGGUUGUCAACCGAAGAUAGAACUAGUUUCGAAAGAUAGAAACGUUAUAGCAGCUACUUUCGCACAAUUUCUCUUGAAGAAUAUGGGCGGUUCCGAAACGUUUAAAGAUAAACAAGACUUUUUUUACCACGAAGUUCGAAAGUUCCAUCACAAACACUACCACGAAAAGUUGUCGAUGAAGGUCAGCAGAGAAAAACUAUUAGAGUCGAGCAUGAAGGCAACCAAAAGCUUUUCGGUUGCUGAUUGGUGCAAGAAUUUUGAGGUUAAUUUUCAAGGAGAACAAGGAAUUGAUUGGGGAGGAUUAAGACGGGAAUGGUUCGAACUGAUCUGCGAGCAGUUAUUUGAUCCUAAAAAUACCUUAUUUUCAAGUUUUCACGAAGGGCAGCAAUCAUUAGUUCAUCCCAACCCCGCUAGAGGUCCUCAUCUAAAGUUGAAACAUUACGAAUUCGCUGGAAAAGUAGUUGGAAAAUGUUUGUAUGAAAGCGCAUUGGGAGGAUCGUAUAGGCAACUAGUUAGAGCUAGAUUCACUAGAUCUUUCUUAGCACAAGUUAUAGGCCUUCGAGUCCAUUAUAAGUACUUUGAGCAAGAUGAUCCAGACCUGUACCUGUCUAAAAUUAAGUAUCUCCUAGAAAAUAACAUGGACGAUCUAGAAACAGAGUUGUAUUUCGUAGAAGAGCAGUACGAUUCCAACGGGCAGCUAUUCAGGAUAGUAGAGUUGGUUCCGAACGGUUCAAAAAUUAGAGUUUCCAAUAGUACAAAACUGCAAUAUCUAGAUGCCCUUGCACAAUAUAGAUUAGCUACCAGCAUAAAGGAUGAAAUGGAGGCAUUUCUGCGAGGCUUGAACGAGUUGAUCCCUGAUAACUUACUCAGUAUUUUUGAUGAGAAUGAGUUAGAAGCGUUUCAGCUUCUUCUCUGCGGGACGGGUCAAUACAGUAUCGCAGACUUCAAAGCCCACCACGUCGUUAAUGGCAAUUCAACAGAAUUCAGAAGGAUAGUUGGCUGGUUUUGGGCAGCAGUGGGCAAUUUUACACAAGAAGAGAUGGCACGAUUGUUACAAUUUACCACUGGAUGUUCUCAGUUGCCUCCGGGAGGAUUCAGGGAUCUUACACCUCGGUUUCAGAUCACGGCUGCUCCUACUUUUGGAAAUCUUCCAACGGCGCAUACUUGUUUCAAUCAACUCUGUCUACCUGAUUACGACUCUUACGAACAUUUCGAAAAAUCUCUUCUACUAGCAAUAAGUGAAGGUACCGAAGGGUUUGGAAUGGUUUGA